ACACAACUGCGUGAUCUGUGCCCGUGAAGUUGAAUUGAAAGAAAGCCAUAAAUUUUUACGUGCCAAAGCUAGAGCAGAAUUACAUAUGUACCUACUUCCGAACGGUGCAAAUCCUCCUGAUGCGUAAUUCGAGAAGAAUUACUUCUGAAGCGUGACGUUUUCAUCGGAAAAUGGGAUAUUCUUUCCAAAAUAGAUGCGUUCAACGACGCUUUCCGCUGAGAUUAUUGGCAACCGGAUCCGGGUCAAGCAGGACGGAUCUUGGCUGGCAAAAAUCCAACAUGUUAUGUCGAAAAUCGAUUCAAUCCCGUGGAAUAGGGUGAAAAUUGUGGCGUUUUCCGGCAACUUAGAAACCAGUACCAACCCGGGACGUGAAAUGAUUGGUUUCGACCCUGGUAUAUGCGAACCAUUCCUGAUAGAUCGCUGAAGCCUGACCUCUUUAGGAAGGAGCACAUUCAUGAACUGCUGUCGGUGGUUGUGCCCGAGAUUUGCAGCGCUAGAAAAUCACGAAGAGCUUGUCAACUCUCCAGGUCUAAACCGCGAGCAAAGCAUUGAAAAUAUGCGACUACUAUCGUUCAAGCAGCUGGCUCAAAGAAGAAGGGCCUUAAGGUCCAAGCAGCUGUACCCUGAGGACGGAUUAUGUGUGAUAUAUGACUCGACCAGUAUGCAUAGCGUGCCAUAUUCGUUGCUCUGGAAUUGACCGUCUUUGAUGGAGCCAGUACUGUAACCCGGAAGCUGUUCUACCCGGAGCAGUUGAUCACUAGCAACGAAGAUGUCUCUAAAAAUUUUGCCAA
Molecule: messenger RNA, 791 nt
Organism: Uranotaenia lowii
Lineage: Eukaryota; Metazoa; Arthropoda; Insecta; Diptera; Culicidae
Product: eukaryotic translation initiation factor 3 subunit M-like
Exons: 3
Coding region: 455-697 (80 amino acids)
Source: RefSeq, a predicted model, not a curated record